Molecule: messenger RNA, 1256 nt
Organism: Melitaea cinxia (Glanville fritillary)
Lineage: Eukaryota; Metazoa; Arthropoda; Insecta; Lepidoptera; Nymphalidae
Product: trypsin-5-like
Exons: 7
Coding region: 1-1185 (394 amino acids)
Biological process (GO): proteolysis
Molecular function (GO): serine-type endopeptidase activity
Source: RefSeq, a predicted model, not a curated record
AUGUGGCGUUUCGGUAUAUUAUUGAUCGUGACACUCAUACACGCUGAGAGCAAGGAAAGCGAGAAUAUUGAGGAUUCAGGUGAACGAGACUUUGCCGGGGAUUACAACGUCACAGGGAAUUACUCGCAAGUGAAUAUCGAUGAAAGAGAAGAUUACAGCGGUGAACGCAUCGGAGCUACUGUUACUCAAAUCUUCAAACACCCAUAUGCAGCAUCGUUACUCAAGAAUGACAGCUAUGUGUGCAGUGCUGUCAUUCUAAACACGUACUGGUUGCUGACACUGUCGAAGUGUUUCGAAACGAGUAUAAUCACAUCAUAUGUAACACAUAGGCACCUGAACAACUACACGAUUAGAACGGGAAGCUCCUAUAACAAUAAAGGAGGCUCUAUUUCAAAGAUAAAAAUGCUCAUAAAUAACUUCGAUAUAAAAGUAUCAGCUAUUAAGUUGACCGCACCCUUAGUCUUCAGCUUCAAAGUCGACGCUGUUCGUUUACCAAGUCCAGAUGGGGUCGAGUCUCUUGGUUCAUUGGCGACUAUGCUGGCAUGGAUGCCGAAUAUGCAUUUGAGAGCAGUAAAUGCACCAAUUAUAAGUCCAACCAUAUGCGAACCUUCAGCUCCAUGGACCUCUGGAAGAUAUAUUUGUAUGGGUGGUGUGCAGGAUCCUAAUAGACACUUUUGUAGGAAAGACAAUGGCGGUGCGGUUAUUCAGAACAACACUCUGAUAGCUUUAUCAUCAUUCUUACAUACGUGCGCCUUGUACACGAAGAUUCACGCUUUCCCUAAAGUCUCUACAUUCGCACGAUGGUUGGACACCGUGAUAUGGGACGAAAACAAUCGCCCUAUGACAACAAAUACUCCAUCUACAUCUCAAACGACGCAACUAGUCCUGAACACAACAGAACCUACAGAGUAUAACUUGUUUAUGGAUCCUAGACAUUUAAUGGUGACUCUACCAUUUGAUGCAGUGAACGUUCCCCUAGAACCGGCCGGAGAUAACUCAGUGAUACCAAGAAUGAGUUUGUAUGAGUCUUAUCUUCAAAGUCUGACAAAAGCAAAACUGUCUACUACGCUAGCUCCAAUUAUAUUGGAUGAUGAGAAGAAAGAAUGGUUGAAGAAGUUUGGCAAGACUUUUUUAAUGGCGUCACGAAACCAAUUGAAGAAUGAUGAAUUGUUUGAUUACAAUUAAUGACUAUAGCACAUAAAUAAAAUAAAAUAAAAAUAAAAAGCCUUUAUUUGACCAUGCUACAAUACAUCUUA